UGCGGAAGUCACAGUUCCGUUCAGUUUAGUCUUGUGGUAGUCGCAGUCAGAAGAACGGUCACACGCUUUCACAGCUCAACACCUCAACUAAACCGGCUUUGCCUAAUCCACAAAAAGGAGAAUCAUGAGCAGCAACUUCAAUGUCUCCCUGGUUGGCCCUGGCCCCUGGGGCUUCAGGCUGCAGGGUGGAAAGGACUUCUGUCUACCCCUCACGAUCUCACGGCUGACCGACGGGGGCAAGGCAGCCAAAGCCAACAUCAGUGUGGGAGAUGUAGUUCUGUCCAUCGAUGGUGUUGCCACUAAUGGAAUGAACCACCUGGAGGCCCAGAACAAGAUCAAAGCCUGCAUAGGCAACCUCAACCUCACCCUGCAGAAAGCUUCCAGUGUUCCCAAGGUUGAGACGCCAAAGGACAAACCACAGGAGAUCAUUAAGCCCGUGCCAAUCACCCACCCUGCCACCCCUCCCACCUUCACCAGCCCCUCCCCACAAUCGGGUGCUGCCUACAACAAGACGGCCCGCCCCUUUGGCGGGGACAGCAAUACGGGUGCGGUCGCUUCCUCCCUGGUGGCUCCGAAGGUGGCCUCCAUCCCUUCAGCUUCUUCUGCUUUCACCCCCGCUGCCCCCUCCUCCCAGCAGCCCCAGCCUCCCUUCCCAUUGGCUAGCCGCUCCCGCUCACCAGCCCCACCCAGCUUAGCCCCGCCCAGCUCCACCCAACCCUCCCCAGCCCCGCCCGGCUCCACCCAAUCUUCCUCAGCCGCACCUCCCAAACCCAACUCUGGCCGCUCCCCCUUCAGCACCCCUUCCUCCUCCACGUCAUCCUCCCCGGCCAGAGUGACAGCCCCCUCCUCCAAUCCCGGUGCUCUGCAGUCAUCCUGCUAUAACACGCCCAUCCACCUGUACUCCAACGCCAAUGCCUGCGAGGUGGCGAUUGGACAGAGGCGUGGCCUAUUGGAAGCCCAUGGUGUGUCGGUUGACCCGGUCAAAGAGCCGCUGAAUGGUGUAGCUGCUGUUUCUGAUAGUGGGCCUCCCAGAAUUCUUAAAGUCCCCCCAAAGACUGCCCCCCGGAGGAACAGGAUGGAACCAGAGCUGACCCAUCCCUCACCCCUCAGCGAGGCCAGUAAGAAGCGUCUGAUUGAGGACACGGAGGACUGGCACCCUCGUACUGGCACCUCUCAGUCCAGGUCCUUCCGGAUCCUGGCUCAGAUCACCGGCACGGAGAAUGACCAAGCCCAGGAGAACAACCCUGUAAAGAAUGAGGUCGUUGAGGAGGCCCUGCCCGCUGCCCACAACACAACAUCAGUGAAGACCAUGGUCAAAGCCCCUGCAGGCCCCAGGAAUGGCAACAGUGUCCCACCGCCCACGUUUAAGACACCCCCGGCCCAUGGUAAACCCUCCUGGCCGGCUGGAGGAGGUCCCGCAGGUCCUAAAGGUGGAGUGGCGCCCUCUUAUGGCCUAAUCAGCAACGCUGCACCGGUACCCAAAGGUCCUGACCGACCCACACCCCAGGCUCACCCCAAGGACCAGGAUACGUUGGUGCAGCGGGCCGAACAUAUCGCCGCAGGGACACGCACACCCAUGUGUGGCCACUGUGAUAAGGUCAUUAGGGGUCCAUUCCUGGUGGCCAUGGGCAUGUCCUGGCACCCUGAGGAGUUCAACUGUUCCCACUGCCGCACGUCUCUGGUGGAGUCAGGCUUUGUGGAGGAGAGGGGGACUGUGUACUGUGCACACUGCUAUGAGGAGUUCUUUGCUCCUACCUGCACCGGCUGCAAGCAGAAGGUCUUGGGGGAAGUCAUCAAUGCCCUGAAGCAAACCUGGCAUGUGAACUGCUUCCUGUGUGCGUCCUGCCGCCAGCCAAUCAGAAACAACACGUUCCACAUGGAGGACGGUCUGCCAUACUGUGAAAGAGACUACUACCAACUCUUUGGUACCAGUUGCCAUGGUUGUGACUUUCCCAUUGAGGCCGGGGACAAGUUCCUAGAGGCGUUGGGAUUCACCUGGCAUGAUACCUGCUUCGUGUGUGCUGUCUGCAGCACAAGUUUGGAGGGUCAGGCCUUCUUCUCUAAAAAGGACAAGGCUCUGUGCAAGAAGCACGCGAACACAGUCAAGAUCUGACCCCACCCCCAGAACCACAGACAGAGGAAAGCCGAAAGAAUUUACCCGAUCAGUUGUUGAUAUUUUGGGUUGUUAAAAAAAAAAAGAUUUAUCUGAUAAAUGUUUAUCAGAGAUUUGGUAUUUGGGGUUUAAGCUAGACUUUCUCGUGUGUGUGUGUUGACUGUGUGUGUGUUGACUGUGUGUGUGUGUGUGUGUGUGUGUUGACAGUGUGUCUGUGUGUG
Esox lucius (northern pike) is the source of this 2334-nucleotide messenger RNA. It is a transcript of the gene pdlim5b, whose product is annotated as PDZ and LIM domain 5b. The record is from RefSeq and is a predicted model, not a curated record. The coding region runs from base 125 to 2113 and encodes 662 amino acids. Gene Ontology annotation, molecular function: muscle alpha-actinin binding; actin binding. NCBI's taxonomy places the organism in Eukaryota, Metazoa, Chordata, Actinopteri, Esociformes, Esocidae. Gene Ontology annotation, cellular component: stress fiber; Z disc; filamentous actin. The transcript is spliced from 15 exons. Gene Ontology annotation, biological process: muscle structure development; actin cytoskeleton organization; heart development.